AUGUUAAUGACACGGAAGAAGAUCCUCGAUAGCGUACCACGCUAUCGAGCCGUCCUGCAAGACGAGCCGGAGUAUUUUUCGGUUGGGCACGACAUCGGGAUCCCCUUCCUGAUGACGGACCAACUGAAGAAUGACAAGGAUGUGGCCGUUCUCGCCUGCGGCAUCGGGGAUGCCAGGCUCCUCUAUGCCACCAUCGUCCUUGGGGCGAUGCUGGCCCCCAAGUCCACGAGCAAGAAGUACCACUUCACGCUCGUGGACUUGAAGCCCGCCGUCUUUGCUCGCGAUCUGCUCGUCUUCCACAUGCUAGUGGCAAUGCGGAGCCAGGACGACGAGAAGCGGGAGGAAACAAGCUGGGCAAUAGCCUACGUGUUUGCCGGCCAGGUCAUGCCGCCCUGGGCUUCUGAGACCGUCCAUGAGAGCAUGUUGGCCCUCAUCACCGCGUUAGAAGAUGUGUCCAACAACGUUAUGGACAUGUUUUAUGUUUCUGAACCUGCCCGCGAGAAAAUCAUCCAUGUCCUAAAGCAGUGGCGAGAGCCUCCUGAGGAGACAUACACGGUUGCUGCCAUCCGACGAAUGAUGGUAGAGCAGUCAGACGCCAACGAUGAAGCCUACGCCGAAGUGGAUGGAGAUGACAUGGCGGAAGCACUCGGUCCCAAGUCACCUCCCGGGUGUCGAAGUACAGACAGUGACGCACGACUCUUCAACGACAUCCAUGUCGCGUUGCCCUCGCUGCAUCUACUCGAAAGGCAUGAGCCACACCUCCUCCUCGUUUCUGAAGCGUAUCGUGAGAGUCGCAGUCCAUCUGACCGGAAGGCUCUGGACGACUAUAUCGAUUCCACCUGGAAGCCUAAUCUCACCGUCGUCGAUUUCGACUUUGAACGCAAGUGCGAGGAUCAUGGGACACUGUCUGGGCAACCUUUUUUCAACUGGUCCCCUUGCACCGUUGUUUCAUCUCUCUUCAUGAUCCUGCCACACCAGAUGUUUCUGUCCAAGCCCGGCGUGUUUGAACAUAUCUCCGCUUUCUUUCGCAAGGUUUCAUCCUGUCUCACUCACCUCGGCGACCGCAUUGUAAUCGAAGUGGUUCCUGGCGAGAUGAACGACGUCCUUGAACGCCUCCGAUACGGACUCCUCCGGUUUGGACAAAAGACUAUCGGAAACCUAGACCCGAGCAAAUUCCCAAACAGAUUCGACAAGAUCGACAUGAGCAACAUCCCUGAUUAUGUUGGGGGACCCUUCACUACCUUCAUCCACGGCAUACCCCUCCUUCGAGAGGAGCGACGAUCCCUCCUGAGAUCCUACGUACUACGAAACCUUUAUACUUGGGAAUCUCACGAUCAGUUCCUAGCGGAGUAUCUUGUCCUUGGCAACCGCAACGUGAUUCACUCACAUUUCCGGACGGCCCUCACACAAAACUCCUUGCGCCUGGAAUCUAUGAACGCAGGUCAGACCACAUCUUCUGGCAGUACAGCCAUGGGCGUCGCAUUCGAGUGGGAGCGCACCGCGCCAACCUCGUCCUAUAUGCCCCUCCAAGAGCGCAUGCCACGGUCAAGACUCGAAAGGUGGCUGCAUUCUCACUUCCUCAAGCUUUGCCUGCCGUAUCCUCGCGACCGAUCCUCGAAAUUGGGUGUAAACGCCCCCCUAAACUUGACAUCCUUCCUCCAUCUCAUCACCCACGUCGCCUCUCUCGGAUAUCCACGCGACUGGCUCUCUCACAUACUGCACGAGCUGUGCACCGGCAUGUUGAUUCAGACACAAGCCGCCCCUCCCAUUGAUGAGGUUACGUGCGAGAACCUGGCCGAGAACAGAUUCGAGCCAGCCGACUUCUCUGUCGGUCCCUUCGCCGCAGAGUUCCGAACCCUCGUCGCCAUCUGGGAGCCGGUACUUGGCGUGCCCCUGGCUUGGAACACUCCCGUCGCGGGCAAGAAGCUCCUCCCUGAAUCCAAGAUGAUCCGAAAGUUCACCAUCCGCUUUCCGAAGAAACCGAUCGGGGAUACAGGCUUGAUGAGUGUCUGCUUCUCUCUGGUGAUGAAGAAGAAGUCGCUUGAGACUCCAGGCUGCUCUCUCAACGAUCUACUGGACGACCGAGUCGACGAAUGUCCCGAAUUACCUGAUGCCAAGCGUGUCCGGAGGGAGCCGCAUGUACACAUGAUCUCGGCAUGCAAGUUCACGCCCGAGACGCUCGAGGUGGAGUUUUGGCUCGAUGAGAGAGAGGUGGACUGUGUAGUCGCUGAAACCGGCUGGGAGGCAUGGAUCUGGCGCACUGACGAGUGGGAAUCGGUGAUGGGCCCUGUUUCUCUGGACAGCUACGGUGACUUGGUCAAGGGGGAAGCUUGGUCGGAGACGACCUGA
Clonostachys solani is the source of this 2349-nucleotide messenger RNA. Lineage: Eukaryota; Fungi; Ascomycota; Sordariomycetes; Hypocreales; Bionectriaceae. The record is from the annotation of a GenBank genome assembly.